GAAAUACCAACAGUUCAAGUCGACAUUUCAAACGGCACGGUAGAUAAAAUCUUUGAGUGCGAGUGCAUAAAGAAAUUGAUACUGCAAUGCAAAUUAAUUAAACAAAAAAUUCAAAUUUAGUAACAGAAUUUACUUAAACAAACCUCGUUAAAUACCACAAAAAUUAAAUAAAAUAGUGAAGAUUGUGUGUAGAGAUUCGUUUUUACGUCAGACGACGAAUGAUAACUACUAAUUGACCCCGAGGGUAAAUGUUUAUAGGCGAAACUUUCAUCUUAUAGCUACGUCAAUGGCAGAGCCCAAUAUGAACGAUAUAGUAGCUGUGGAUGAGACCCAAGUAGAGCCGAAAAAAACCAAAGUGAAGAAACCCUCAAUGCCCACGGUCAACUAUAUACAUCUAUUUCGAUAUGCGCGUGACUGGGAUUAUCUUUUACUACUCGGCGCCCUUAUUGCAGCCCUUCUUCAUGCCUUGGUCUUUCCCAUAGCCAUUAUCGUUUAUAGCGAAUUGGUAGCCAUGUUUAUUGAUCGUAGCUUGGGCAUUGGCACCAGCUCCAAUACACAUGCCCUGCCCUGGUUUGGUGGCGGCAAACAACUCACCAACGCGAGCUAUGAGGAAAAUAUGCAGGAACUGCGCAAGGAUAGCGUCUCCUUUGGCAUAUUCAUGACAUUGGAUUCCUUGUUAAUGCUUUUCUCUGGCAUGACUUUUGUCAAUAUCUUUAAUCAUCUGGCUCUCAAGCUGACUAUACGCAUGCGACGGGAAUUUUUCAAGGCAACAAUCAGACAGGAAAUUGGCUGGCAUGAUAUGGCCAAGGAUCAAAACUUUGCCGUGCGCAUAACUGACAACAUGGAGAAAAUACGCACUGGCAUAGCCGAAAAUCUGGGACACUUUAUAACCAUAAUGUGUGAUGUGGCUAUAAGUGUGAUAAUAUCCUUUGUCUAUGGCUGGAAGUUGGCUUUGGCCAUGUUCUUUUAUAUACCACUCACCAUGGUGGUCAAUGCAGUUGUCGCACAUUAUCAAAGCAAGCUGACUGCUCGUGAACAGAGCUCCUAUGUGAGAGCCAGUUCGGUGGUGGAGGAAGUCAUUGGCGCCAUUCGCACUGUGGUUGCCUUUGGCGGAGAGCGUUCCGAGUCUACGCGUUAUGAUAAUCUCCUCAAGCCCGCUUUGAAGGCGGGCAAAUGGAAGGGCGCCUUCUCUGGUCUCAGCGAUACGGUAAUGAAGGCCAUGAUGUUCAUUGUGGGCGCUGGAGCCUUUUGGUAUGGCGCCAAUUUGAUUCUACACGAUCGUAGCAGUGAUGUUGCUGCGGAGGAUCGAGAUUAUACUCCAGCUGCGGUUAUGAUUGUCAUUUCGGGCAUUAUUGUCGGUGCUAAUCAACUUUCCCGCACCUCACCCUUUCUGGAGACCUUUGCCAUGGCCCGAGGAUCAGCGAGUGCCAUUUACGAUGUCAUCGAUCGUGUUUCCGCCAUUGAUCCGCUUUCCAAGGCGGGCAAAAUUCUAAACUACGGACUGACGGGCAGCAUUGAAUUUAGAGAUGUCUUUUUUCAGUAUCCUGCUCGUAAGGAUAUUAUAGUAUUACGGGGACUCAAUUUGACCGUUAAGGAGGGUCAAACUGUGGCCUUAGUUGGUUCCUCGGGCUGUGGAAAAUCAACUUGUAUUCAAUUGUUGCAACGUUUCUAUGAUCCUGUUUUCGGCCAAGUUCUAUUAGAUGGCGAGGAUGUUAGAAAAUAUAAUUUAAAGUGGUUGCGCUCCAAUAUAGCUGUGGUGGGUCAGGAACCUGUGUUGUUUAUGGGUACCAUAGGGGAAAAUAUACGACACGGCAAACCGGAAGCUACACAGAAAGAAGUUGAGGAUGCAGCCAAGGCAGCCAAUGCUCAUGAUUUUAUCAUUGCUUUAUAUAAGGGCUACGACACACACAUUAGCGAAAAGGGUGUACAGCUUUCCGGCGGACAACGUCAGCGUAUUGCCAUAGCCAGAGCUCUCAUACAAAGACCUACAAUACUUUUACUAGAUGAGGCCACUUCCGCUUUGGACUAUCAUUCCGAGAAGUUGGUACAGGCUGCCUUGGAUAAAGCCUGCAAGGGUCGCACCACUUUGGUGGUUUCACAUCGUUUAUCUGCCAUCCGACAUGCCGAUCAAAUAGUCUACAUGGAAAAUGGCAAAGCGGUAGAGCAGGGCAACCACGAGGAUCUCAUGAAACUUCAGGGGUAUUACUACAAAAUGGUCGCUGCCCAUGAAUAUGAUGAGAAAGCUGAUGAAUUGCUCAAUGAAAGCGAGGAAUUGCCCAAGGAACGCAAGAAAUCCCAUGAUGUGGAGGAGCUUCCCAAUUCAUUGAAAACGCUCGAUAAAAAUGCAGAAUUCCAAAUGAAACGUUUGAAUGGUGACCUCAAUCCAUUCAAAUCCUUGGAGACUGAGAAGUCCAAGCAACCAAAGAGUAAUAGUUAUCCACGUACAUUUCUGCGCAUCUUGGGCUGGUCACGUCCUGAAUGGAGCUUCCUCAUCAUUGGCACCAUUUGUGCUGGCCUUUAUGGCUGUGCCAUGCCCGCCUUCUCCAUUGUCCUGGCUGAGCUGUAUGCCUCGCUGGCGGAAUCCACAGAUGAAGCAGUGCUGGAGCACAGCUCAUCCAUGUCCAUUGUCAGCGUUAUAAUUGGCAUCUGUGCGGGAAUCUUCUGUUUCGUGCAGACCUUUUUCUAUAAUCUAGCUGGAGUUUGGUUAACUUCACGCAUGCGCUCCAUGACAUUUGGCUCCAUUAUGAAACAGGAAAUGGGCUGGUUUGAUGAAAAGGAGAACAGCGUGGGUGCUUUAUCCGCUCGAUUGGCUGGCGAUGCAGCCAGUGUACAGGGUGCCAUCGGGUUUCCACUCAGCAAUAUUAUACAAGCGCUUACCAACUUUAUCUGCAGCUUUUCCAUAGCAUUUUCCUAUUCCUGGGAGCUGGCACUUGUCUGCCUAAGCACAGCGCCAUUUAUGAUAGCCUCGAUUGUGUUUGAGGCCAAGUUUAGUGAGAAAUCCGCAAUGAAGGAGAAAACGGUGUUGGAGGAAACGAGUCGCAUUGCCACGGAAACAAUUGCACAAAUUCGAACUGUCGCCGCAUUGCGUAGAGAGGAGGAACUGAUCAAGGUCUAUGAUGAGGAAGUGGAACGAUAUCGUCAACAGAUCAAAAGUCGUUUGAAAUGGCGAGGAUUGGUCAACUCAAUGGGCAUGACAUUGAUGUUCUUUGGCUAUGCGGUCACUUUGACCUAUGGUGGAUUCAUGUGUGCAGAGGGAAGGAUUAAGUUUGAAGUCAUUAUGAAAAUUGCCAACACAAUGCUUUAUGGCCUUUUCAUCUUGGCCCAAUCCUUGGCCUUUACACCAGCCUUCAAUGCGGCAUUGCUUUCGGCAACUCGCAUGUAUGAAAUGAUAGAUCGUCAACCGCUCAUACAGUCGCCCAAUAUUGUAGAACAGAAUGGCAAUCGUAAUGACAUCUAUAAGACAAAUGUUUUGGAAAAAGGUGUUAGCUAUCGUGAGCUUAACUUUGCCUAUCCAUCAAGACCCGAUCUCACCGUGUUACAAGACUUUAAUUUAGAUGUGCUGCAAGGACAAACUGUGGCACUUGUAGGUGCUUCCGGUUCCGGUAAAUCCACCUGUGUACAAUUGCUAAUGAGAUACUAUGAUCCAGAUGAGGGCAAAAUCCUAAUUGAUCAGGAGAGCAUACAUCAUGACAUGGAGUUGAAAACUCUACGUCGUCGCUUGGGAAUUGUCUCACAGGAGCCGUCGCUCUUUGAGAAAACCAUUGCGGAGAAUAUUGGCUACGGAGAUACCUCCCGAGAUGUGCCCAUGCAGCAGAUCAUUGAGGCUGCCAAAAUGGCAAAUGCCCAUAAUUUUAUUAUGGCCUUGCCGGCACAAUAUGAGACCAUGUUGGGCGCCAAAGGAACACAGCUCUCAGGUGGGCAAAAACAACGCAUUGCCAUUGCCCGCGCCAUGGUGCGUAAUCCCAAGAUUCUGCUGCUAGAUGAAGCCACCUCCGCAUUGGAUAUGCAGAGUGAAAGGGUAGUGCAACAGGCUUUGGACUCCGCUUGCUCGGGACGCACCUGCAUUGUCAUUGCCCAUCGUUUGUCCACGGUGCAAAAUGCGAAUUUUAUUUGUGUAAUUCAAGCCGGACGCAAUGUGGAACAGGGCACACAUUCCCAGCUGUUGGCCAAGAAUGGCAUUUAUGCCAAAUUGUAUCGCAGUCAAUCAAAAAACAAAUAAAGCUACAAAGUAUGCAAUCAAAUUUAUAGCAAUUACGUAGCCAAGACACAAACCACACGCCCCUAAAAUUAUGCUACAAUUUAAUUUAAAAUGCUUGUAAAGAAUUCGAAAUAAAAAAAUAUCUUAGAAAAACA
Drosophila innubila is the source of this 4353-nucleotide messenger RNA. Its product is annotated as multidrug resistance protein homolog 65. Bases 287 to 4219 code for a protein of 1310 amino acids. Lineage: Eukaryota; Metazoa; Arthropoda; Insecta; Diptera; Drosophilidae. Gene Ontology annotation, cellular component: membrane. Gene Ontology annotation, molecular function: ABC-type transporter activity; ATP hydrolysis activity; ATP binding. The record is from RefSeq and is a predicted model, not a curated record. The transcript is spliced from 11 exons. Gene Ontology annotation, biological process: transmembrane transport.